CUAAAGCAUGUCUGUUGAGAUGGCACUAUUCUAUUAAAUUAUUUAUUAAUGGAAUUUGGUUGCCGGUUAUUAAUUAAAAUAAACAAAUGUGUCGCUUAGAACAUAACUUGUGUAUGAAAAUGUGCUAAACAUUUUACGUGAGCACUUAGGCUACGUUGUUGUAUUGUGUAAUACCGUAAAAACUGCGAAAGAAAUGUCUCUAAUUAUAACAAUUUCUCUUUUAAGCUUGACCUUAUUAGAAAGUGCUACCGGCUUGGGGGAAAUAAUAUAUGCUAUUAACGCAGGUGGUCCAGCUUAUACUGAUAUGUAUGGUAUCCACUACGAAAAGGAUCCCUUGCAAGGAAGAGUUGGCACAGCUUCUGACUAUGGAAAGACGCUUGCUUUGAUUGGAAGAGUAAGUGCUAAGGACGAAAUAUUAUACCAGACCGAACGAUACCACCAUAGUACCUUCGGUUAUGACAUUCCAGCCAACAAAGAUGGUGAUUAUGUAUUAGUUCUUAAAUUUAGUGAAGUGUACUUCAAUGCACCCAACAUGAAAGUGUUUGAUGUAGUUCUGAACGGAGACCAUACCAUUGUAGCUGACUUAGACAUUUUUGAAAAAGUUGGCCGUGGUAUGGCUCAUGAUGAGUAUGUACCUUAUUCUAUUAAGAAUGGUAAGCUUUACCAUUAUGAUGAAGAAUCUGACAUAAGAGGUGGAAAAAUUAAAGUUGAGUUCAUUAAAGGGUACAGAGAUAAUCCAAAGAUUAAUGCAUUCUAUGUUAUGAGUGGAACAAUAGAUGAAGUUCCUAAGUUACCCCCUAUCGUAAAGCCUGAAGCAGAAACUGAGGAGCUGAGAGAAGAAGUUGAAGAGAAAAGCACAAAGUCACGGCGCGCAAGUGGACCAAAACAACCUGAUCCUUAUUCUCUGGAUGAUAGCUCAGUUCUGAUUCCAGUGUUUAUUACAAUGGGUGCUUUUAUACCACUGUUAUUUUGUCUUUGUAGAUUAUAAUUUUUAUUUCAAUAUCUUCGGUUAAUAUGCUGUCAGUAAAUAAUCUAUUCAUAUUUUUGGAUGUAAAAAUUAUCAUCAUUUCUUAGAGUAAAAUUCAUUUAUAAUAACAACUGUUUGGUUAUUGCAGCAUAAAAUUUAAGUCCUUUGAAAAUAAAAUAUAUUGAUUGGGGAAAAAUUAGAUAUACAUACGUUCACUGUUAAAGACAAAGUGCUUGCUUCCUUUGUAACUAUCUAAAAUGUUUUUGCAAAUUCUAGAUAUAGCUGCAAAAUAUCAGAAGUUCCUUCAUUAUUUGCCAUUGUUACUUAAAAUCCACUAUACUUGUACAUGGUGACAACAAUAUUAAAUAAAAUCUUUGUUCUACCAUAAAGCAUACCUAAAAUGUGAAAAAUAUUCUGAAAAUCUCAUACUAUUGAUUAUAAUUGUUAACAUUUCCACCAAGUUUAUUGUUGUUGAUUGCUCUAAUUUUACUGCUAUCAUAAUGUAUUCAAGCUUAGUUGUUUUUAUAAUGUUAUAAGGAUAGUAUUAUUAUUCAUUAAAUCAUAUAUGGUACAUUUUUCCUUAAGUUAUCUAAAGCUCAAGCUGAAUAGUACAAAUCAUAAAAAAUACUAGUACCCGUCCCAUAUAGGAUAUAAUUGUAGCAGACAUAGGGAAAGGGCAUGCCAAAGAUCCUGUUGAUGUUAGGAUUAGAGGAAUAAGUAGUACACUUUGAUGGUAACAAUGCGAUGAUGGUACUCCUUUCCAAUUUGCUGAUGGCUCCUUAAUUGGCAACAAUGUUAAGUUAAGUAAGAAAUCUUUAAAAAAAGUAUAAUUUUGACAACCUUCCUGGGCAAAGUAGUUUGCACUGUAGUCUUACUAGAGGGAGGUCCCAGGUUUUCUCUGGUGGGAGGCUUUGUGGCUUGUGAUACCACCAGAGUGAUAAAGACAUAUUGCCAAGAAAUUUAGUGUACUGCCAAUGUAUUCAUGGUUAACAUCCAUAAAAGCAAAGGUGAAGGAAUAUCUUAUUAUAUUUACGACAAACGUGUGUAUGUCCUUAAUAAAAUAGUAUAUUCAAAAAUCUAAAUAACUCAAUAGAUAACAUCAGUUACAAACAAUAACUAGAUACUUUUCUGCUAGGUUUUGCGUGGAAUUGCAAAUCUAAUUGCAUUAUUUAUUGGAGCCUACAAUACAGUCUUAGCAAUGGAGCCUAAAAUUUAGCCAAUAAAUUGUGAAGAAUACAAGUGCAAUUGUAACAAAGACAAGUUCAGUAAUAAACCCUGGUCUUCAAUGUUUGAUUUCACAUGUUGCUUAUAGUUUUAUAGCAAUAUGCUGUGUAAACAAAAUUAUGUUGUUUCUCUCAUUAACAGCACUAAUUAUUUUAACCUGUUUGAGUUGAUACAAGUUAAGUGUUGCAAUAUAUCUUAUGUUUAUGCUAAAAAAUAAAUCAUUUGCUGGUCUCAUAAAAACUUAUAAAUGGCUCAAAUACUGUUUUUUAUUCUAUACUGGAGAAGUUUACCUACUUAUACUUAUAAUAAAACUGUCACAAGCUCAAAUCCUGUACAUGACAAUUUAAAUUUUGUUUUCGGAACUUAGAAUUACCAUUGCUAAACCCAAAAAUGUGUUUUUUUUCAUUCAUGUAUGUCUGUAUCAUGGCCACGCAUCACGAUUAAACUACUAAAUGCUUCAAAGUCGCAUCGCAGAAAUAUUCUUUGAUAGCACCUAUUAAAAUGAUAAUCUGAUGUCCUUGGUAAGAGUGAUCUGCUAAUAUAAAGUCAAUAAACUUCUUAGGUAUCUCAAUUCCAGUCCCAUAUGUAUUCUGUAAUUUACUGACUCCUGCUUCUUAAUCUAUAUCUGCGAAUGCUUUCUACUAGACAAUUCUAGGAACGAUUCUACAGCAUUAUCUAACCCUUUAUCUUUCUUUUCUAAAACAUUAUCUUCGUAUAAUUUUGGCAAUGGAAGAUCAGUAAUUUUUGCUACAAUCCGUAGAAAUGCGCUAUUUCUGUCCUUUUAAUUCUUUAAAGGGUCAGCUUUGAACUUAUGUUCAUUUGUCAUUGCCACUAGUUUCUCCUGAAAUGCUUAUCCAUACUUAUAAUAAAAUUAUAACAGGAUAAAUUCUGUGCAUUGACGAUAUAUUGUUUUUUUUUUUCGCGUCUGCGUCCCGUAGUUUAUGCGGGUGAAACCGCAGGGCACAGCUAGUCAUUCAAUAAAGUUCCAAUAAUCUCCUUUAUGAGACAAACAUUUAAUGCCCACUGUAUUUUUUUAAUAAUAAAAAAGAAGAAUGUUUAAUAUGCACUCGGGCAAAUUUUUUGUUAAAAAGCGUUAUUGCGAAAUCAAGUGUAACUAACAUUACAUCCAUUUCAUAAAGUCAUAUUUUUCCAGUUGCUGAUGAUGAUGAUGACUGAAAAAUACUGUUGUGGCCGUAGACAGGGCCAGGAAGUAUUUUAUAGCUUUCAAAAAAAAGUAAAGGCAUAGGCCGCCCAUGCUCAUGAAAAACUAAAAUAAUAAAAAUUAUGAAUGUAAAUCAUUAAAUAAAACUAAAUUACAAGUUGAUACAUUCUUAAUUCGGCAGCAUUGUACCUAUUUCUCGCACGGACCACGGGGCAUAAACGGCGCGCUCGUCAUGUCUCUCUACCCUUACACAAUCUAUAGGUAUGCACUAUUCAUUGCAGAUGCACAUAAUAUUAUGCAAAUAAAUUAUUUGAAAU
Messenger RNA from Pararge aegeria (speckled wood butterfly), 3670 nucleotides. RefSeq names its product malectin-A. NCBI's taxonomy places the organism in Eukaryota, Metazoa, Arthropoda, Insecta, Lepidoptera, Nymphalidae. Gene Ontology annotation, molecular function: carbohydrate binding. Bases 194 to 988 code for a protein of 264 amino acids. Gene Ontology annotation, cellular component: membrane. The transcript has a single exon. The record is from RefSeq and is a predicted model, not a curated record.